Messenger RNA from Triticum aestivum (bread wheat), 348 nucleotides. RefSeq lists its product as uncharacterized. Bases 1 to 330 code for a protein of 109 amino acids. The transcript has 4 exons. Lineage: Eukaryota; Viridiplantae; Streptophyta; Magnoliopsida; Poales; Poaceae. The record is from RefSeq and is a predicted model, not a curated record.
AUGUUGUCAACUUGCAGUAAGAGUUGUUCAUUUGUUUUACAGCUUUGUUCAUGGACGACUGGCCUGCAAAAACUCACUCCGACACCUCCUGCGUGGCUUCCCCUGCGCCUCUCGUGGCCACUUUUCUCUGACUCCGGCAUAGACCUCAAUGACACUCUACCUGAGCCGGUAGCCCUCGGCAUCGACCUCGGUGUCAUGAAGAACAUCCAAGAUUAUAUGGUCGAGAAGCUCAGCGUCGACAAGAGCAUCAUCCUAGAGCUCUGCAUCAUCCUCUACAAGCAAGUACCGAACCACCAUGGCCAUGCCACUGGCCAUUGUGCACCAAUUUGACGACGAUGAUUUCCACAG